Molecule: messenger RNA, 720 nt
Organism: Diaporthe citri
Lineage: Eukaryota; Fungi; Ascomycota; Sordariomycetes; Diaporthales; Diaporthaceae
Exons: 1
Coding region: 1-720 (239 amino acids)
Source: RefSeq, a predicted model, not a curated record
AUGGGACUAUACGGCUCUAUCUACGAGGUUCGGGAUGCGGAAGCGUCUUUGCACUGGGUAGACAUACUCGAAAGACUGGGUCAGAGGGUGUAUCCUGUCGAAGCUGAACCCCUCCCUUGGACCCUUACUUCAUCUUCGGCGAGGUCUGAGGAGAAAUUGACAAAGCUCAAAACCUGGCUCGGGAGAUGUGGGAAGACACAUAACAAAUGCCGUCUCCGGAGAAACGAGGCGGACGUGGGAUGGAACCCGACACGCCUCAUCGAAGUCGCAUUGGCGCCCGAAAUCAGUGACAACGCAAACCACCUGAAGUGCCGGCUUGUGGAACCCCAGUCGGAAGAUAUGCCCCAAAGUCUGAGGUACAUCACACUGAGUCACCGUUGGCCACAGGGCCAACAGGGAUUCCACAAAUUGACGGAGGGCAAGUUGGCGCUGUGGAAGGCUAGUCUUCCAGGGGAGAUGCUGCGCCAGACCUUUCGCGAUGCUUUUCUUGUCGCCCACAAGUUUGGAAUACCCUACGUCUGGAUUGAUUCGCUUUGCAUCAUUCAGGACGGUGAUGAUUAUGUGGACUGGAGAAGGGAGUCGCCUAUGAUGCAGAAGGUGUACUCAAAUGCAGAGUUCAACAUAUGCGCCUCAAAGAACGACGACAACGGCGGUCUAUUCUUGUCACGAAGCCCAUCAGGGCCUCAAAAUUACCUCAUUCGCAAGGAGGCCCCCAAGUGA